This is a messenger RNA of Trichomycterus rosablanca, 2488 nucleotides long. RefSeq names its product BTB and CNC homology 1, basic leucine zipper transcription factor 2b (gene bach2b). Lineage: Eukaryota; Metazoa; Chordata; Actinopteri; Siluriformes; Trichomycteridae. Gene Ontology annotation, molecular function: DNA-binding transcription factor activity, RNA polymerase II-specific; protein binding; RNA polymerase II cis-regulatory region sequence-specific DNA binding. The coding region runs from base 98 to 2488 and encodes 796 amino acids. The transcript is spliced from 5 exons. Gene Ontology annotation, biological process: regulation of transcription by RNA polymerase II. The record is from RefSeq and is a predicted model, not a curated record.
AAAAGGGGUUAUCCAUGACCUGCUCCCAAUAGUGGAUAGCCGAAACAUUGGGACAGACAGGAGCCCAGUGUCAGAAGACCUAGGGGGUGAGUGCGGUAUGUCCGUGGAUGAGCAGCCGGAGGACCCGAUGUACGUGUAUGAGUCGACGGUGCACUGUUCCAACCUCCUGCUGGGCCUGAACGAGCAGCGCGAGCGCGGCCUGCUCUGCGAUGUCACCGUGCAGGUGGAAGGCAAGCAGUUCCGCGCCCACCGUGCCGUACUGGCAGCCUGCAGUGGCUACUUCCUGCAGGGCCUGGUGGCACACGGAGACAACGAGCUGGUCUUCACCAUGCCCGAUGAGGUCACUGCCAGGGGCUUCGCUCCACUGUUGCAGUUCGCCUACACGGCCAAGUUGCUGCUCAGCCGUGAGAACAUUAAGGAAGUGAUCCACUGCGCCGACUUCCUGCGCAUGCACAACUUAGAAGACUCCUGCUUCCGCUUCCUGGAGGCGCAGCUACGAAGCGAGGAUGACAAGGCCCUGCUCUGCCAAACAAGGGCGCCAGAAAGCCACCACUCAGAAGAUGAGAGCAUGCAAGCCGAGGAGACAGCCGAGGAGACAGCCGAGGAGACAGCCGUGACGACGAACGCUCCGGCGGCCUGGGACGCUUCUCCGCGCUUCAGGCAUCAGCCAGAUCAUAUCGACGCAAUGCGGAGGCCGGACCACGAAAGGACUGGGGCCAGUUCUGACGUCCCAGAUGGCCACGUGGACCCGGAGGGACAGGUUACCUCAGACUUGCCACGCUGUCCCAAGUACAGGAAGUACCAGUGGGCUUGCACUAAGCACAACACCAACGAGAGCUCCUCACACACAAGUAGUACCUCAGGUUUUUCAAGCACACUGCUCAGUGGCCCAGCUGUCACCGAGAUCAAGCAGGAGCCACAGGAGGCCGAGGAUGAGCCCAUCUCGCUGCGCCUGUCAGGCCACGAACAUAACGGCGAGGACAAGAACAACGGCGUUAUUGACGUAGAGAGGGAUGUCGACGACCUGCACGGACCCUUCAAGCAUGGAAUCUCAGACUUGAACAACACUUCCCAGCAGCUUUUUUUCAGCAGACUGGCCUGUGUCCAGGGCAAAGGAAGUUCUCAGGAAGAGCACAAAAAGGACUACAGACCCUCGCAGGUUCCUGUGGCCUUUCCCAAAGAUGCUGACAGUUUCCCUACGGGACUGUCUCCAACAUCAGCGCCUUGCGAUGGCGUCUGUAAGCAGGAUAUAGAGUUGGACCGUCGUAGCGUCAUCUUCUCAUCGGGUGCCUGUGAGCAGUUACCCACACCUGCGCACUCUUACCCAGGUGGCAACUUACUUGAAAAGGAGCUUGUCAACCAUUCGCCCAAGGGAUUGUGGGUUAACAGCAGCCAGUCACUUCCAAGUUCUCAGAACUUCUCCUCCAGUGCAGCAGCAGAGGUCCCAGCGCUUCUUUGCCGGCAGAGGCCUAUCACCAGCUGUCCUGUGCCCAUCAAAGUGUGCCCACGGUCACCACCCUCUGAGACUCGCACCCGUACCUCAAGCUCUUGCUCCUCGUAUUCCUACGCCGAGGACGGUAGCGGCGGCUCGCCUUGCAGCCUACCCCAGUUUGAAUUCUCCUCAUCACCCUGUUCUAACAUGAACCCAUGUAUGCCGGCUGACCCACAGGAAUUGGGAACAGGCACCGAUGUGCUCUUCGGUUCAGCUAGACCCAAGAUUAAGUGUGAGCAAGCGUACGGGACUAACUCGAGCGACGAGUCUGGAUCCUUUUCAGAAGCGGACAGCGAGUCCUGUCACGUUCAGGAGCCAGGAUCAGAAAUCAAGCUUCCUUUCCCUGUCAAUCAAAUCACGAAUCUUCCACGCAACGACUUCCAAAUGAUGGUAAAGAUGCACAAGCUGUCGUCGGAGCAGCUCGAGUUCAUCCAUGAUGUGCGGCGACGCAGCAAAAACCGCAUCGCCGCUCAGCGCUGCCGAAAGAGGAAACUCGACUGCAUCUUAAACCUGGAGUGUGAGAUACGUAAACUGGUAUGUGUUGGUGAGAAGGAGAAGCUGCUAACCGAGAGGAACCAGCUGAAGGCCUGCAUGGGCGAGCUGUGGGAGAAUUUCUCCUGCUUGUCUCAGGAGGUUUGCCGGGACGUCCAGCUAAGCCCCGAGCAGGUCCAGUCUCUCCAUCACUACUGCCCCGUCCUACGUCCUGCGUCCGACUCCGCCUCCCCCGGCCAACAGUCCCUGCCCCCCGCCAGCAUCGACCUCACCACCCGCUCCGGAGCCGCGACCCCCGAACCUGAAUUCGUCAAGCCACCCGCCAUCAACGACAGCUACCUGGCACCGGCAUCGGGCCAGUGCCAUAUAGAAAACGGCGAAGAAGAGACCACGUCGGGUUCAGGGUACCAGGAACAGUCCAAUCAGACGGUGACUGUAGACUUCUGCCAGGAGAUGACUGACAAAUGUACCACUGACGAACAGCCGAGGAAGGACUGUACCUAG